Molecule: messenger RNA, 3621 nt
Organism: Mizuhopecten yessoensis (Yesso scallop)
Lineage: Eukaryota; Metazoa; Mollusca; Bivalvia; Pectinida; Pectinidae
Product: monocarboxylate transporter 9-like
Exons: 6
Coding region: 1424-2872 (482 amino acids)
Biological process (GO): monocarboxylic acid transport; transmembrane transport
Molecular function (GO): monocarboxylic acid transmembrane transporter activity
Source: RefSeq, a predicted model, not a curated record
UGUAAAGGCCUCGACAUCUGCAUAUAUGACAAAGGGAACUUGAAGUUGUUUCGCAAAAUGAACUCUAGCUCAUUGUGUUUUUCGUCGGGUAAUUGCACAUGUUGGGGGUCGUGUUUGGAGCAGUGUUCGAUAUGGCUCUGUAACAGAUCUUCUCUAACAAAACCCUGAAGGCAGUAAUGGCAAAAGUAGGAUUUAGUUCUAUGUUUUUUGGUUCUCGACAGAAAAGAGUCUAUGUUGGGAAUGAGACAAUAAUGGGUGUUUUCGUCUUUCUGAAGAUAAAGUAAAUUGACCGUAUGACUUGCCUGUUUUUAUGACGUAUAAGGGACAGGUCUCUUUACUCUCACAUCCAAACACGUUCACCGAAAUGUCGUUUUGUUUUUCAAACUAACUUAUUUCAGAUAUGGAGACGGGAUAGGUAAUGCCAGUCAUGUCAAGGUCAUUUUGUAACGUUUCGUAAGGAACACGUGCUCGGGAAAAUCGCGAAUAGGAUGAAGCGAAGCCAAAACAGACCACAAAAGACAUUUCUGAUCGUUGUUGACGACGUUGACAAUUCUUUGCUGUCUGAAAGUGGAUGGGGUAGGUAUGUACGAGGAACCUGGCAGAGGUGAGUAAUUGACUAUACUUACAUUCAAUUUCAGUAUUGUUUUUAAAAUCCAACUAGAUCCCUUGUGAAUGUAUUCCUCGAAUGAGGCAAACAUUUUCUGAAACGAAGCGUUCAAUUCACUAUCAGAAAACUGUCAUUUGGCAUGUAAAUGUAAUUGUUACUUCUAAAAUGAGGAAAGGAUUUUUGAACGUUACCGUCCUUGUCUGUCUUUUCGAAUUCCACUUGAAUACACAAAUACCACUUGAUUCCGUUCAAAUUCUGACACGAUCGUUUAAAAUGGUCCCUUAUUUUUUCUCGAGUAUUGGAAAAAAAUGUCAACAAAUCCAUACGAUCGUUGUCGUUAGGAUAAAUACUUCUCACGUUUGCCUAUCCAUUAAAACUGAUGCGUGUCAUUUCUUACAGGUGGUGGGAGCUGCGGCGGUUCUACAUCCGGAGGGGUCUCCACAUCCGGCGACGGCUCUACAUCCGGUUCCGGUGGGAACUCUACAUCCAGUGGCGACUCUACAUCCGGCGGUGGCUCUACAUCCGGUUCCGGCGGGACUCUACAUCCGGUGUCGACUGAGGACCACUACCUUUCUGGUAAUUUGUUGGAAUUUCCGGCGGUUCUGGAGACGGACCUGCAAUCGCAAGAACAGGACACACACGAUUUCUUUCUGGAUGAAGGACAUUUUGGAAGGGAAUAGCAGACACAUGAUGUCUGGUUAUAACGACAAGACUAAGAAGAUCGGGUCAUAAGAUUACAUCCUUGUGAACUGAGAUUUAACGUUCAUAUCGUGUAGAUGACAAAACGACAGAAAAAGAUAAAACAACAAAACAAAAAUGGAGAAACCAGACGGAGCUUGGGCUUGGGUAGUUGUCAUAGCUGCGUCAUGCAUCCGAAUCAUCGUGUACGGCAACUCGUACACAUCCGGUGUUGUGUACUACGUCAUUUUGGACGUGUUCGGAAAGAGUAGGGCUGAGACGUCAUGGAUUGCUUCUGUGAUCACGGCAGCUACAUUUGCAACGUGUCCUAUUUCCGGCGUAUUGGUGAAUCGGUUUGGCAUGAGGAAAGUGGCACUCGUCGGCGGCAUCGUGGCAUCAAGUGGCCUGAUGGCGAGUUCAUUUGCUACAAAUUUACCUAUUCUGACCUUGUGUUACGGCGUUAUCACAGGAAUUGGAUGUGGACUCACAUUUAUACCAGGUAGUGUUGCGGUUGCGAGAUAUUUCACCAAGCGGAGGAAUAUCGCAAUGGGCGUGGCCGGAGCGGGGAGUGGGAUUGGCUCAUUUGCGUUUCCACCAAUUAUUAACUACCUGACCGAGAAAUAUUCUUGGCGGGGCAUGUUCAUGAUUUUAUCUGGAAUAUCCUUAAACAUGUGCAUGCUUGCCUUACUUUACCGACCUGUGACGUCACCUAACAACAACAGUGUCGAGGUGUCGGACCAGGAGCAGCCAAUCACAGAGAAGAAAGAAACAGAAAGAAAGAAAAAUGUUUGGACAUUUUUAAAAUUAAGCGAUUUUUAUGUUCUUGCUCUAAAUAACAUAUUAUACCAAUUGGGGUCUACCAUUGUGUAUGGACAUUUAGGAACGUAUGCCAUUCACCAACUGAAAUUCGACAAAGUCUAUGCCUCUAUGCUAUAUUCUAUUAUUGGAUUAACAGUCAUGCUAUUUAAGCUCGGCCAAGGAUUCGUCAUCCAAAACCCCAGAUGGAAGUUCUUCCAAUCCUAUCAACAGUAUAUAUUGUGGUACACUGUUGGGGGCGUGUCCACCAUCGUCUUUCCCUUUAUAGAUAUGGGCUAUGCCGGACUAGUUGUGUUUUCCCUUUUGUUUGGGGCCAGUAAUGCCGCCACCGGGGGCUCAAUAAUACCAGCCAUUUUGAUAGACUUGUCAGGCGUUGACCAGUUCACCUUGACUUAUGCAAUUAUUCUGUUCACGCAAUCCAUUGGGAUGCUCUUAGGCCCGUUUGUAGCAGGCCUACUGUUUGAUACGUUGAAAUCGUAUGACGCUGCUUUUGUUUUGGCGGGAGUGUUGAUGAUAAUCAGCGCCGGUAUCAUGAUUUUUCCCUGUCGGAACUACAAAGCUCCAGAAACAAUGACAGAUACCAUAUAUGUUGUUACUUCUGACCAGCACUCGGAUGAUGUCGAAGCUGCAAGCAAUGAUGGUCACGAAGAGGAUAAAUAUAUUGGCCAAACCAACGAUCCAAUCAAAUCUUCUUUAAUAAAACGAACUGGCGAAUAUGUAUCUGUUACAGAAGCAGAGGAGGCAUCCCGUUUAAUCGAAUCUACAUUGUAGUAUCAAGCGAUCUUACUUGAGGUUCAUUGUGGAAGGGAAACAAUCAUACAUUAAAAUGUUUUAUCAUCUAACUGUAUAACUGUUAGAUGAAAAGCCAUUCCAUAGUGUUUUCCAUAAUAAUCCCGCAAUGUAUGGUUUUCUUUUCAAAAACUAUUGAUCAAAUGUAUAAUUAUUUAUAUUUCGCACAUACCGUAACAUACUCUACUUGAUCAAAUAUAUAGUAAUGCCAGAACAACCCAGUUGGCAACACGAAGUCGCAGUUUUUGGCUGUGAUACGACAAAUCUUAAGAUAAAUCUGGCGUAUUAUUAGAUCAUAUUAUUUUUAUAUAUAAUUUAUACGAAAAACUGAUGGUAGUAUUGCAACGAUGACGUACGAAUACCAAGAUGAAAGUGGAGAAAAUACAUGUAUAGUACUAUGAUCAAGUAAACUUUCUAUUUAUACUUUUUAAACAGAAGCAGAAUGUCUAGAUUAUAGUUUUUAAUGUUCAUCUAUAUUUUUUAUAUUUAUAUUAAACAGAACCAGCAGCUGAUCAUUUAUCCUUUGUUAUCAUAAUAUUUUGGUAUUCCCUUCGUAUAGAUGUGUGUGGUAAUAUAGUGCUAUUAGGUUGAUAUAAAAGCUGUUCGCUGAUGGAAAUACUUAAAAUACAGCUUAAUGUUCAUGGUAAAACGCCUUGCCUGUAAUCGAACAUUUUAAUCCUUUAUAAGCAAGAUUGAAGAAAGCAAAUCUGUAAUUAAACAACUCUCAGACA